CGGAGCGCUAUUAGUUGCAAAAUAAAUUGCUCCCACACAGACCAGAAACCAAAAACAGGUUCAUGUUCAUGUUCGGUUCGGUUUUGGUUUAAGUUUCGGUUUUCAAAAGAAGAACACCACCAACCACCCCCCACGACAACCAACCACGCCCACGACUAUUUCGACCCCACUUUUGGGCACUCCUUGCGGAAUUUGCGGCCCUCUUGAAGGUCAAAUGCCGUGCCAAGGUGAAAUGGAUAAAUGCUUUAACAUGAAUUUCAAUUGCCAAUCGACAAAUGGCCAUUUGUGGGCGGCGGGUGGAAAUGUGCUUCGGGAAUAAACACCACUUACCGCAAACUGGAGAGCUUGAAGGGCACAUUCAUUAUGAAGGCAAACUAGAAUAUUUACACUCGAUACCUCAUUGAUUGAACUGAGCUCUUCUUCCUUAAUAGCCAUGCAUAGAUACAUAUACUUUUUCAUGAUACAAUGCAGGCCGCAAAAGUAUGCUUUUACUUCGAAGCACUGCGUUUUUAAAGGGUAUCAUAGUGAGAUCCCAAUAUAUAAUAUAUGGAUUGAGAUUUAAUAGUUUUGAACAAUUCUGCAAAGUAUUUAGUGGUAUGUGAGCUUUAGGUAUAGAAUCGAACUAACAAUCUAUUUAAUAUUUGAUGUAUUGUGGUGCUUUAGCUAUAGAAUCGAACUAAGAAUCUAUUUAAUAUUUAAUGUAUAGUUGCUUUAGCUAUAGAAUCGAACUAAGAAUCUAUUUAAUAUUUAAUGUAUAGUUGCUUUAGCUAUAGAAUCGAAUUAAGAAUCUAUUUAAUAUUUGAUGUAUUGUGGUGCUUUAGCUAUAGAAUCGAACUAAGAAUCUAUUUAAUAUUGAAUGUAGUAGUACACAUAUUUAGCGUAUUUAUAAUAUACUAUUGUAAAAUAAUCGGAUUGAUCUUCGCAUUAAUUUUGAUUUUAAUAAUUUUUGAUUUAAUACUAUUUAUGUACAAGUAUAUAAAUAAUAUGCAUGAAAACCAUCCGCAUGUGUGCCCCAUAAAAUGCAUUAUGUUAAACAAUGGAUGCAGUGCUCUGCUGUGCAUUCGAGGAGGCAUCUGGCGCCUCGAAAUGAGCUGCGGUUGCAAGGAGGAGCUGGAUGCGUGAAUGGAAUUACGGGGGAUUCGGCAUGGUUGAACCUUUGCCGGUCCAAGGAGCCGUGAGUCAAGGGAGUCCAACCAGGCGACUGGAAUUCCAGUUCCUGGGCGUCCGCACAGCAGGGCACAUUAUGGAAACUAUUUGCCACCUAGUGGAAGAUGGCGAGUGGAAUGCUGGGCGGGAGAUUUGGAAUGAGAAGUGCCAGUGGAGGUGGAAGUGGGAGUAGAAGUGGGAGUGGGAGUGGAAGUGGAAAACGGGGUGAACUUUCCCGGCGGCGGCAGAGGGACACUUCACUCUGUCGGCAUGUAAUUUGUUUAGUGUGUGAAAAUGAAACAUUUUUGUUGUCGCUGCCACUCCCCCAAUCUGCUCGCGCCAGGGUUUUCUGUGUCGUCCUGGAGGACAUCGUAAAACACGGCGAAUGAUUGAUGGUUUUUCUUAACGAAGAACGGGACAAACAAAUGAAACUUUUGUUUCUUGCAUAAUAAAAUAGCGUAAACAGCGGUGCGGGCGACCAGGACUCACCAGGACUCUCCAGGACUUACACACAUUCCAACCGAAAAGCGAAGACAACGGAACACAAGAACCAAAAAAAAAAAAAAAAAAAAAAAACUGAGCAGAAAACAAAGAAUCAACUUACUCUUAAUUCCUUAUACAAAAGAAUUUUUCAAUUUUACGCCAAAAUAAGUUUGGCCAUGCCAGUAAUUUUUCACCCCAAUGCGGGCGUGGGGCCGAAAGUGGGCGUGGCUCCUGCCGCAGACCAGGUUGAGGACUAACCGAAGCCUAAGUGCAUCGUAAUUAGUUGUAAUCAUUUCGAUGUACCGACGUUUUAAGCCCAUCCGUGGUGGGGGAGGGGUGGGAAAAGGCAACAGAGGGUGGUAUGGGGUGGAUGGAAAACCCUGCCGAGUGGCUCGACAUGUUACCGAAAACCGAAAGUGUCAAAGCUUAUAAACGUCAGCCAUAAUUAUGCCUGCAGGAUAAUUGUUUAGACACAUGAGCAUAAUGAAAACAUGACAUGGCAUCCUGCGAGAAUCAAAAUGCGCCCACCGCCAGCUACCCGCCCCCGCAAUCCCCCCUACCAUGCAGGGCCCUGGGGUGAGUGUGUGGUGUUUGUGUGUGUGUGUGUGGGUGGGUGUACUGAUGUGUAAAUGUUUGCUCGCACACAUACAUACUCCCAUGUUUGCAGUGGCUGUGUGUGUGUGUGUGUGUGUUGGUAUUCUGGCUCUUGGCAACACUUGGGCCAUAAACAAGCGCCCAAGGUGACAUGGACGGUGAGCCGGGGGGUUGGGGGUGGUUAGCCGGGGGGCGGAUGAGCGGAUGUGGAUCUGAAUGAGGAUGAGAUGUUGUUUUUCCCGCCAGGAAACGCCGGCAGUAAAAAGUACAAGGAAGCAAGCAUGCGGCGGCAACUUUAACGAAAAAGAUGUCACCAGAUGAGCAAAAAAUAUUAAAAGUUGUGCAUUAACAUUUGCUACGCUUUUUAACUGAUUUCAAAAAACUUCAUGUAUUAUUAUAUGCAACUUGAAGCUGAGAUUAGGAAUUGGUUUAAUGAUAGCUUGUAAAUUUUUCAUUGUGAAAAUUUUAUAGAAUGUAUCCACGUUACGAGUCUUAAAGGUACCAAUAUACCAUUUUAGUAUUGACCUAAAAUCUUGGCUUUGAAUAAAUUAUAUUAAUAUAUUUAUGAAUGUAUUAAUUAUUUAAUGUUUACAUCACGUCCAAAGCCAAAGUACUUCGAAGUACUGACUAUGAGCAAAAAUCCCUUUUCAGAGCGCGAGUUCGUGAAUUGGAGCACCGCAUAAACGUGGAAAAGAGCAGCGCAAGCAGCGCGUCAAAGUUCAUCCAAAGCUGGUGCUUUGAUGAAAGGACAUGGGGAUGUGUGCGCUGUUGUUGCCGAGUCCUCAUAAUACACACACACACACACACAGAGGCGCACAUGUUAAUUACUGUUAUCAUUAUGAAUCGCAUACAGGACUAAUUAGUGUGUUACACUUUCAUUUAUUGUUCAGGGGGCGAGCGAGCUGCGAUGACGAGGCUGACAACAACUCUCUUGUAUAACAACCAAAAUGCAAACACACACGUGCACCAGAGGCCCCGCCCCCCACUCGCCCCCACUCACACACACAAUGAGACAACACAACACAGCACAGCACACCACAGAACAGCACAGCGCACACACACACACCCACACACACCCACACCCACGCAUGUUAAGUGUUUAACAUAAUGAACACGCGUAUUACGAGGGAAUUAACAUGACAUUUAACAACGCCACCGAGACAAAACCCAACGAAAGCUACAACAAUUUGUAGCUGUCUGUGAUUAAAAGUGCGACAUUCCGAACUUUUGCUGAGUAAUCCCGAAACUCCAAAUCCCGAGUCCCGAGUACCGAGUCCAGAUUUUCUUUACAUUCUCUUUUUAAAGCGAAAAUCGUUUCCGCUUCCGUCUUCGGCGGCCUGAACGGAUUUUUCGCCAUUUUUUUUCGGCCAGCCCCGCCGCAUUAUCGUCGUUCUAGCCAUGGCACUUCCACUUCUAUUGGAUUUUAUUGUUAUGCUUAUGUGGCACUUUUCAGUCCAGCCCCUUCAUUUUGCGCGAUUUUCCUCUCGCCGGCUCUCAUCACAUUGUCAUUGCAUUCCGCCAUUCCGCCAUUCUGCGCAAACUUUCUGGCCGCGUCCAAAGGAAGAGAGAAAGAAAAGCACUGCAAACUGCUGGCCAACUAAGUUUAAGUAGCUGCAACAUAGAUUCUAAGGACUUCCGCCAGCCGAGGCCACGACCAUGGCACAAGGAAGAAUUCAGGAUGCGGCGCACAGUGCGCCAGGAUGGGCUAUUGCACCUCCAAAUUUGCAGCAACCCUAAGUUGGAACAUUUUAAAUAGAUUGAAAAUCCAUUUUAUACUGUUCCAAGAACCAUGCAAUUCUCCGGAAUAUCCAGUCCCAACCUCAUGGCUCCAAAGCAAACACUUGGGAGCUGUAAUGAGCGAGCCAGCUCGUUGUGUAAACUUUAGAAUUGCCAGAUGCAAUUGUCCCAGGUCAAUUAUACCAGAUGGUGCUCGAUAAGAAGUAGCGCACACAGCAAAGUGCAGACCAUUUUCCAGACAACAUUUCUAGAGCUGGUCAGUCGAUUGCAUUCAUGUCCGCGACAUGUUGGCAAGCUUGGAUCGGAGCACUGGCCUUUCCGCCGAGCUGCAGGAGCUCUACGGAAUGGUGGUUCAUUUUCUGCUGAGGGGAGAGACCACACUGGUGACACUGGUGUACUACAAUCCCGCAGGACUCGACUGCAGUUGGGGGAUCCUGUGGCAGCGCAACCUGACUGCCCAUCCGCAGAUCGUGUGGCAGCGCAGCUCCUCGUACCUGAACCUCUACGAUCGGCUUAACUCGCCCCUCUUGGUACUGGCCUGCUUGCCGAUGGACUCCAGUGCUGCAAUGCAACUGGAAACCCUGGCCAAUAGCUUAAAACACCUGCGGACGGUGGUUCGAUUGCUCAUCGAGGUGGCUGGACCUGAUCAGGAAUCGCUGGCCCGUCAGUAUCUCUCGUAUUGUGUGCGCCAAAGCAUGCUGCAUGUGGAGCUGUACUUCCGGAACUACCGCCCCUCCCUGAUCCUCUACACCUUCCAAGCUUUUCCCAGUUUCGAGCUGGUAAAGAGGCGGAUUUCGGGCGGACAGGCCGUGCAACUGUUUACCCAUAAACUGGAUAAUCUGCGGGGACAUCGUCUGCGUGUGAUGCCAGAUCUGUCGCCACCGAACACCUUUUUCUAUCGCGAUGCCAGAGGCGACGACCAGAUAACCGGCUACCUGUGGGACUUCUUGGCCACGUUUGCCGGUAGUGUUAAUGCUGGUCUGGAGGUAGUGCGUCCCAGUUGGCGGGCAGGUUCGGCCUCUGAUAGUAGCUACAUGUUGGAGUACUCCGCGAAGGGCUUCAUAGACGUGGGCCUGACCACCACGCUGAUCACCAAGCGGAAUCUCUGGGGCAUCCAUCAGUACAGCUAUCCGCUGCUGAUCUCCAACUGGUGCACCAUGUUGCCGGUGGAGCAACCCCUACCAACUUCGGACUUGUUCGGCCGGAUCGUGUGUCCAGCAUUGGCGAUUCUCCUGCUACUCAUCAUCCUCGCAGCCAGGCUGUUGUUCACGCAUCUGAGUUGCCUGACGCGAUUGCAGAACUCACGGCCAGCACGGAUCGUGCCCCACCUGCUGGCCCUGCUCCUGCUGACCACGUGCAGUGCCCAACUGCUAUCGCUCCUGAUCUAUCCGCCCUAUCAAGACAGAAUCGCCAGUUUUGAGGAUCUGCUGCGCGGCGACAGGAAGAUCCUGGGUAUACGAAGCGAGUUCUACGACAUGGAUGAGGCAUUCCGAGCGCGGUAUGCAGGCAUAUUUCACCUCAUUGACGAUCCCAACGAGCUGAUCGAUCUGCGCAACCACUUCAACACUACGUGGGCCUACACCAUGCCCUACCUCAAGUGGAUGGUGAUAAAAAUCCAGCAACGACACUUUUCCAAGCCCGUUUUCCGUUGGUCCUGGGAUCUCUGCUUCUGCGAAUUCAUGCCCACCAGCGUUGUGAUGGCCCCUGAUUCGAUUUACUGGGAGCCCUUGAAGGACUUCACCUUCAGUGUCCAUCAAGCUGGUCUAAUGGAUCACUGGAUUCGAAAGAGCUUCUACGAUAUGGUCAAGGCCGGCAAGAUGAGCAUCAAGGACUACAGCAAACUGGAGAUCCUUAAGCCCCUGAAACUCGGCGACUUGGAGAUCGUGUGGUGGCUCAGUGGAGCAUUCAUCGCAGUGGCCUCUGCGGUUUUCCUGAUGGAGCUGGUGUACUUUUACAUCAACGUAUUCCUUAAUGGCUUGUAAAAUAUUUUGGAAAAACUGAAAUAUUAAGAGGUCUAUGAAAAAAGUAAAAAGUAAAAGUAAAGUGCUAUAUUCUAGCGUACUAUUCUUUAAUACAACACAUAAUAUUCAAACAAUAUUUGAAUAGAAGUGUAGCACAUUUUAAUCCUAAUAUUACCAAACUGAACACUGAAUUAUAAUCUUUAAUGGAAUAUUCAAAGAGUGUAGCUGUUAACGCAUAUUUUUUUUACUAUCUUAUAAAAUAAAGUAUAGUUAUCUGAUUAA
Molecule: messenger RNA, 6203 nt
Organism: Drosophila yakuba
Lineage: Eukaryota; Metazoa; Arthropoda; Insecta; Diptera; Drosophilidae
Gene: Ir20a
Exons: 2
Coding region: 4245-5942 (565 amino acids)
Source: RefSeq, a predicted model, not a curated record